Messenger RNA from Eublepharis macularius, 1155 nucleotides. RefSeq lists its product as uncharacterized. The transcript is spliced from 5 exons. Gene Ontology annotation, cellular component: blood microparticle; immunoglobulin complex, circulating; external side of plasma membrane. The coding region runs from base 43 to 1155 and encodes 370 amino acids. NCBI's taxonomy places the organism in Eukaryota, Metazoa, Chordata, Lepidosauria, Squamata, Eublepharidae. Gene Ontology annotation, biological process: B cell receptor signaling pathway; defense response to bacterium; phagocytosis, recognition. The record is from RefSeq and is a predicted model, not a curated record. Gene Ontology annotation, molecular function: antigen binding; immunoglobulin receptor binding.
ACUGCUCAAGAUAUACGACAAAGCUCUUUACUCAAAAACAUCAUGAAGUGCUUGAUUUGCUCUUUGGUUUUUCUAACUCUUGGUCCAUUCUGUGUCCGGGCUGAGGUGCAGCUGGUCCAGUCUGGACCAGGAGUAGUGAAGCCUGGAGAGACCCUCAGCUUGACAUGCACAGUCUCAUUUUCUGAUGCUAGUAAAAGAAUUGGUGAUUAUUAUUGGCACUGGGUGCGGCAGCCUCCUGGGAAAGUCCUGGAAUGGAUGGGACGUAUUGACCCAGAAGACGACAGCACAGUUUACGCUCCAGCAUUCCAACCCCGCAUAAGCAUCUCAGCCGAUUCUUCCACGAAUAAAAUCCACAUUCAGCUGACCUCCUCGACAGCUGCAGACACGGCCACAUAUUACUGUGCUAGAGAGACACACCCUGGACUGCAGUGCAAAUCCCCUUCAUGCAAAUCCCCAGACAAACUCCUCCUCUUUAAAUACCAGCAUCCAAAGUCACUCUGUGCUUCGGCUGUGUCCAUUUCACUUGGUAGGAAAGAAAGAGUGGACAAGAAGGGGGAAGAGAUGGGAUCCGUUCUGAUUCUUCUGAUUCUAUUGGGCAUGGCACCAGAUCUCUCCUCCAGCCUCCAACUCACUGAGUCUGGCCCAGGAACGGUAAAGCCGGGAGAAUCCUUCAAGCUGACCUGUGCUGUCUCCGGUGCUCAAGUCAAUGGCAAUUACUGGGACUGGAUCCGCCAGCCACCCGGGAAAGGCUUGUUAUGGAUAGGACGGAUCAGCAGCUCCGGUGGUACUAAAUAUAAUCCGGCAUUCAGCAGCCGAAUGAGCAUCACCAGGGACACCUCUAGGAAUGAAGUCUACCUCCAACUGAGCUCCCUGAGAGCUGCAGACACUGCAACAUAUUAUUGUGCGAGAGACACAGAGGAGCAAAGCAGUGGAGCGUCCAGGCAGAAACCACGCUCAGACUCCACCACCCACAGAGAAGUUUUGUUCUCCCUGGCAGGCCCCUCCUGCUUAAAUAGCAUCAUCCUCUAUACCUCUACGGUGGGGCUGUCUCCUCCUUCUGCUAUUAGCUGGAACCGGGAGCUCCCAGAGAUAGGCCUGAAGCGGCUGGGAGACAUUCGAAAUGCUGCAGCUGGAGGAACCAGCGACUACAAUUAA